Molecule: messenger RNA, 1230 nt
Organism: Salvia hispanica
Lineage: Eukaryota; Viridiplantae; Streptophyta; Magnoliopsida; Lamiales; Lamiaceae
Gene: SYP31
Product: syntaxin of plants 31
Biological process (GO): vesicle fusion; intracellular protein transport; endoplasmic reticulum to Golgi vesicle-mediated transport
Cellular component (GO): endomembrane system; SNARE complex; Golgi membrane
Molecular function (GO): SNARE binding; SNAP receptor activity
Source: RefSeq, a predicted model, not a curated record
GCAAAACAAAUCCUCCUUAAUUUUUUUGCACGUUUCAAUCAAUGGCCGCCGUCGGUGCCUCGCCGUUCCGUGAUCGGACGUCGGAGUUCGUCUCACUGUCGCAGACGCUGAGAAGGAUCGGUGGAAACGCAGCAGCUCCGCCGCCGCCGCAGCUGAACGAAUCGAUCGCAGUGACUCCGGAUAGGUCGGAAUUCAAUAAGAAGGCUUCCAGAAUCGGCCUUCGCGUCCACCAAACCGCGCAGAAAAUAGAUCGUUUGUCUAAUUUAACCAAAAGGUCGUCUAUUUUUGAUGAUCGGAGCAAGGAAAAUGAAGAAUUAACCGCCUUGAUAAAAAAUGACAUCACAGCACUUAAUAUGGCUAUUUCUGAGCUGCAAAACGUCCAAACAAUGGAGGUUGCUGAUGGAAAUUAUACGGGGGAUAGAGUGGUUCAUUUGACUGCUGUUUGUGAUGAUUUAAAGAACAGACUUAUGAAUGUGACCAAGCAGUUUCAAGAUGUAUUGACCACUACAACAAAGAAUAUCAAGGCUCGUGAGAACCGGAAACAAUUAUUUUCCACGUCUGUAUCAAGGGAGAAUCCUUUUGCUUUAAAGCAACCACCUAAUACCGUGUCAGAACCACCCCCAUGGUUGAGCUCAUCUGAUUCAUCCAGAACAAAUCUACAACAAUCAGUAGCAAUAGGCAGUGGCACUCAAGAGCCCAAUCAGCUACGGCGACGAAUGGGUACUGAUGCCAGUCCCUCCCCUCAAAUGGAAGCUGCAAUGCUGCAGCAGGUGGUUCCUCGGCAAGAAAACAUUCAUCACAGUCGAGCCACUGCUCUUCAAAACGUGGAGUCUACGAUUUCAGAACUCAGUGGGAUUUUCACACAUUUAGCCACAAUGGUUGCGCAGCAAGGGGAGCUGGCAAUAAGGAUUGACGAUAACAUGGAUGAGUCACUAGCAAAUGUUGAAGGUGCUAGUAAUGCCUUGCUGAAAUACCUGAACAAAAUAUCUUCAAAUCGGUGGCUCAUGAUUAAAUUGUUUCUGGUUCUAAUAUUGUUUCUCGUUAUAUUUAUAGUUUUCGUGCUUUAGUUCGUGUGUCGCCUUUAGAUUAGAUUUUAGACACCAUGCCUGCUGCAGCAAAUGCUGCACAUUUGAGAGUUUGUGUUCAAUGUAUAUAUAACCAAUGUGAGCUUGCUACAUUCAAAUAUUAUUAAUAACUAUUGCUGCAAAUAACACAAUAUUCACCUGGAUA